GCCGUUUCAGGGAAAUACGCUCCCUGGCCGGGGAAGUGAGGGGGAAGAGGCUAUGGAGUCUCGAUCCGAAGCCAGUCAGUUGUCAAUGAACACGAGGGCGGCCGACAUGAUGGCGGACGACCGAAGGCCGGCAGCGGCUCAGCAAGAGCGGCCACCAGAGAUCGAAGUGAUCGUUGAUAGAAACGUCCACCAUAACCUCCCCACUGCCGAUGACAUAGAGUGGAAACGCGAGGAGUCGGAGGCAGACCUUCACGAGGAUGCCACAGACGUGAGGGAGCGGGCGUCCUUCGGUGUGCGACUCGGAAGCUCCCGACUGCCGCCCGCCAGACCAGGCUACGUAGGGCUUGAGACGCCUUCGCUGGUUGCAGCAGAGGACGAGGAAGAGGGAGAUGAAGAGGGCGAGGAAGAGGACGAGGAGCGUUCCUCCUCUCCGGGCAGGAAGCUCGGGUGGAAGGGCAUUGACUUCUGGCCCCCACGGUUGCAGGAAGCAGCGCGAGAGAGAGAGAGAGAGAGAGUAAGGUCCAUGGACUUCGCUUUCGAGCUCGCCCGAAACAACGAGCUACGAGAGCUAGAAGGGGAAGGGGGAGGGGAAGGGGGAGGGGGAGGGGGAGGGGGAGGGGGAAGAGGGAGAGAAAUGGACGUUGCUUUCAUGUUCCCUAUGAACCAGGGAGAGAGACAGAAGUCAAGAGGAGGAGCGGGAGGAGAACGGGAUUUCACGGGCGCUGCUGCUGAGCUCCGUGGGCACCAAGAACAAGCGGGGCAGACGCCACGGGGAGGACCAGAGGUGUCAGGAGGGCGAGGACUCCGAGGAGGACGAGAUUCGGCCGGCGUUGCUUUCCAGUUGUCUCGGGAACUGCAACGAGGGAGGCGUACCCAAGGAGGAGGAGGAGGGGGGCAGGCGGACAGGAUAUCCACUUCAAUCCGAGACAGGCUGAGAGAGGGAUCUGAACUUGCUGAAGCAGAGUCUGAGGAGUCAUCAGACGGUAUGGAAAGGGUCCGAGGAGGCGUCCUGCCUGGUGGACCAAUGGCAGCGUCGCGACCUGCACAUAGGAGUCGCCCUGGCCAGUCCGAGAUUGACGAAAGGGAGGAUGUCCAGGUGUUUGCACGGCGGGAUUCAGCAGCGGCACCUCAGAGGGGCACGGUAUUGGGGACCCAGGGGGGGCCACAUACGCUUGGAGUCCAGAUCCGAGAUGACAGAAAGGGGUUGGCUGGGGGGAGCGGGCAAGGACGGCAACGUGGAGGAAGGUAUGCUGUGCCGAACGAGGACCUGAAGUCGAACGGGGAUCGAGGAGGAGGAGGGCCGGGAAAGGGGCCGGGACGAGGACCGGGACGAGAACCGGGUCCGGAUCGCAAUGGCGAGGGCGAGAGCGAGAGCAAGGAGGAGAACCAAGAUCCAGCUAUGGCCACCAGGAAGGAGAUGCAGUGGACGUCCCCCGUUGAUUCUAAAGAAGAGCGUCCUGUUCUCGAUACGGCCAGCUGCGUAUCGAAACUAGCCUUCUCUUGGGUCAAGCCACUGCUGGAUUUAGGUUCUCGAGGGGUACCUUUGGAUUCUGACAACAUGCCAAGCUUGCAUAGGAAACACAAGGCGAGGUAUAUGGGAGAUAUGCUGACAGAUGCCUGGAACAGAGAGUGCAUGAAAGCCAGAGAGAAGGGGAGAAAGCCAAGCUACUUCAAGGCUGUCUUUUUUGCGUUCCUUCGAAAUGUAAUCAUCAAUUUCCUCCUCAUGGUCCUCCUGAGCGGUCAGAGAAUAUCGGCAGCAGUGAUGGUGAAAGUGCUGGUGGAGUGGGAGCCGGAUACUCUGGGGAUAACUUUGGACCUGUGGGAGGUCGCGGGGUACUUGGAUUUGGGACCACAGGUCCCACAGGUGGUUGAACCUCUGGAACGGCCCCAGAGCGUCCAGGCACCUCCUUUGGUGGCAUACUGGGCGAGAGCUCCGAUGGGAUAUUGGGAGGCUGAACCACUUGCCAAAUCUCAAACGGACCAAGAACAGAAGCCGCAGCAGCAACAGCGACAGGAGCAGCAGUCCAAGAGACUACAGACAGAGAAGCUGCACAAGGAUGAUCGCCGGGACACCAACAGUGACAACGACAAUGACAACAAUGACGACGAGAUGAAGACCAGCGAUCUGAAAGCCAGAGAGAAGGGGAGAAAGCCAAGCUACUUCAAGGCUGUCUUUUUUGCGUUCCUUCGAAAUGUAAUCAUCAAUUUCCUCCUCAUGGUCCUCCUGAGCGGUCAGAGAAUAUCGGCAGCAGUGAUGGUGAAAGUGCUGGUAAAUUAUUUGGAUCCUGCCAAGGAGGAGUCUAAGUGGGUGGGUUUCACCCUUGCACUUUCCAACGGGAUCGUGACCUGGAUGUACGCUAUUUUCCUUCACCAGUUUGUCUACCUUGCCAAGUGCAUGAGUAUUCAGGCACGAGUCGGCUCCAUGGUUCUGGUCAACAGGAAGCUUCUGAGUUUAAGUGCUGGCGCGCUUGCAUUUACGACAACGGGAAAGUGUAUUAACCUCAUAGCCAAUGAUGUCAGACAGCUGGACGAUUUCUGCGACAACGCACUUUUCCUAAUCGGGGACAUUUGGGAUGAACAAACACAAGACUGGAUUAUGGAACAGGAUCUGAGACUUUAUCUGCCGAGGCUGCAUAAUGUGAGAAUUCAUUUUGCAGCGCUGAAAGCGGCUAUUCCACAAGCUUGGAAAGCCUUAUUGAAGGGUGAAGUUCCUCCGAAUGGUAGAGUUUGGGUAAGAGCACCUACAGUCGAAGAGAAGUUUUGGAGAUUGAUGGGCUCGGAUUCCGCCCAUGGUACGAGGAUUCAGGAAUUGAAACCAGUCGGUUACACGUAUAGGGCACAAUCGCAUACAAGGCCUUUGAAGCUAGUGGAGGAAAGAACAGAACGGGAUAUAGGCAAUUUGGAGGAAGUAAGAGUUGGGAUCUCCAAAGACAGAGAAGGAAAGGAGGUUUGUAUUGGGGGCGUCUCAGUUGACAGGUAUAAGACGGAACCGUUCAUUUAUGGCUGGAGGCUAGGACAUCAGCAAGGGAAUCUGCUCCCCCUGAUCCAGUACUCUACAAAGACAGGCAGGGAAAUACAGCGUAUGAAGAGGACUUUGAACUUCGGACCUCAGGGGCCCAGUCCCACUGGCAACUGGCUGGGAUCGGAUUAAGCACCUGAAUCUGGAUGUGUUUUAUGCAGAUGUGCAGAAAAGCAGAUCAAUUACAAUGUUCAGCAUCUCUCCACAAACACGUCCCGAUUCAGGCGUUCAAUUCAAUC
Chara braunii is the source of this 3258-nucleotide messenger RNA. The record is from the annotation of a GenBank genome assembly. Lineage: Eukaryota; Viridiplantae; Streptophyta; Charophyceae; Charales; Characeae.